Molecule: messenger RNA, 599 nt
Organism: Ilyonectria robusta
Lineage: Eukaryota; Fungi; Ascomycota; Sordariomycetes; Hypocreales; Nectriaceae
Exons: 2
Coding region: 66-599 (177 amino acids)
Source: RefSeq, a predicted model, not a curated record
GAAACAUUCAGUUACCUCCCAUAUAUACGUUCAAAACUCGUCCGUCCUCUCGUCAAUCCCCAGAAAUGCCUGUCAAUAGAAACGGGCCGCCUCUCACCAUCCAAGUCCGCCCAGACCACACCGGCUGGUCAUGCCCCCAUAAGCCAAGCUCAGGGAGCACGGUUUGCGGCACAAUCAACAUAAUGGAGGAUCUGGUCUGUGUGACUUGCGGCCGGGUACGGUCUCCGAACGCAAAGGCUCUCGACUCAGACGGCAAGGACAUUGGACACCUGGCGAUGAUCAACAGCAACAGCGUGGAAUUUUGGCAGUACAAUGACACCUCAUCUCCCAAGAACCCCAGCCACUCGAUAAAAUCCGCAAGUAUGCCUGGACUUCUUAUCAGCAACGUCCGCUCGGACCACACCCACUGGGCCUGUGGGUGGCCUCUGGACGAGGAUCGCAGCAUGAUUUGCUCGGCUGGUAACCCCAUGAGCAGCACCACCUGCUGCCGAUGUGGAAAGCCUCGCUGGGAGGGCGCCGAGGCUCUUGACAAUAGCGGCAAUGAGAUUGGCACGCUCACUGGUCAUUGGGGCGCUGAGGAGAUUUGGACCUACAACUAA